Messenger RNA from Oncorhynchus nerka (sockeye salmon), 4650 nucleotides. Its product is annotated as dual specificity tyrosine-phosphorylation-regulated kinase 4-like. The record is from RefSeq and is a predicted model, not a curated record. The transcript has 13 exons. NCBI's taxonomy places the organism in Eukaryota, Metazoa, Chordata, Actinopteri, Salmoniformes, Salmonidae. The coding region runs from base 434 to 2269 and encodes 611 amino acids. Gene Ontology annotation, biological process: peptidyl-serine phosphorylation; peptidyl-threonine phosphorylation. Gene Ontology annotation, cellular component: cytoplasm; cytoskeleton; nucleus. Gene Ontology annotation, molecular function: protein serine/threonine/tyrosine kinase activity; protein serine/threonine kinase activity; ATP binding.
CACUCACCGGCCACUACUGAAUUUUAGGACUGCUGGUCCAAUGUAGGUGACGAUAUGCAGCCUAACCGGGAAAAGAAACAUAUUUCGGGUAGACCCAGCUGUCAGCUGCAGAAACCUAAAUAGGCGGCCUCUCCAGAGACUCACGCGUCAGAUGAAUAGACAGUUUAAAGCUUGCUUCUUUCUCUAAUCUCCUCCUGACAACAGCAAUACUGACUCUAUGUUUAAAAUUAUGACUGUUGCAGUUUGAGUUUCAGGACCCGGUCAGUUUGUGCUGAUCCAAGAGACAAUCGCUCUUCGGUUUGACUUGGGCUGCUGAAGUUAAAGAGAAUCUGAACGCGACAAGCCGCCUGGACUUUUGAAGAUGUGCUCGCGACAUGCAUUUAGCUGGAAUUUACAGUAGUUACUUACAGUCGUAGGCUACAUUCAAAGCGGUAUGUUUCCCGAAAUUAAUAACAAGUCUUCUAGAGGAGAGGCUUUCCCACACUCACACAGGCUCCAGACCCAACAGGGAACCAAUCGACCCUAUUCACAGAAAUUGAACUCGGGCGUAGUGACCUUGCCCCAGCUGGAGCCCGCGGUUAUACAGGUUGUUGUCAGCAAUGCCAAACUCCACCACCAGCAGUCCGAUAGCAUCCUGCCCCACAUCGCCAAAAAGGGGGUGCAGAACAACUACCAGACACACCAGGAUGAGAGACCAAAGCCCUCCUCCCAGUUCUCCACAUGGUUUGGCUCCUCAGUGGAGAACCUGUCUGACUCUAUCACCACCAAGGGCCUCAGCAACAAGCUGGAGGAGGCAAAGCUUUAUAAAGGACAGAGGCUGCCCAUGUCUCCCACAGAGGCACUGAGGCACUUCCAAGGGCGUCUGACAGAGUUUGAGCAGCAGGAGAUCAUGGACUACUCAGAGAUCUGGUUCCUAGGUCUGGAGACUAAGAAGAUCAAGGCCUCUCACGGAACUCCUCAGAAUGCCGGCUACGACGACGAGCACGGCAGCUACAACAAGAUUCUGCACGACCACAUUGGCUUCCGCUUCGAGGUGCUGGAGGUGAUUGGGAAAGGAUCAUUUGGACAGGUUCUGAAAUGUCUGGACCACAAGACCCAAGAGCUGGUCGCCAUCAAGGUCAUUCGCAACAAGAAAAGGUUUCACCACCAGGCCCUAGUGGAACUGAAGAUCCUGGAUGCUGUGAGGAGGAAAGACAGGGAAAAGUGCCACAAUGUCAUCCAUAUGAAAGAAUACUUCUACUUCCGCAACCAUCUCUGCAUCACCUUCGAGCUGCUAGGAGUCAACCUGUAUGAGCUGAUCAAGAAGAACAACUUCCAGGGCUUCAGUCUGGCCCUGAUCCGUCGUUUCACCCGCUCCCUGCUCAAGUGCCUGCAGAUGCUGUAUAAGGAGAAGAUCAUUCACUGUGACCUCAAACCGGAGAACAUACUUCUGUCUCAGAAAGGACAAGGAAAUAUAAAGGUGGUUGACUUUGGGUCCAGCUGUUAUGAGCAGCAGAGAGUCUACACCUACAUCCAGAGUCGUUUCUACCGCUCCCCAGAGGUUAUCCUGGGCCACCCCUACAGCAUGGCCAUCGACAUGUGGAGUCUGGGCUGCAUCAUGGCUGAGCUCUACACCGGCUUCCCCCUAUUUCCUGGGGAGAGCGAGGUGGAGCAGAUUGCGUGCAUCAUGGAGGUACUUGGAAUGCCUCCCAAUGAUUUUGUGCAGACAGCAUCCAGGAGAAGGUUGUUUUUCGACUCCAAAGGAAACCCCAGAAACAUCACAAACAGCAAAGGGCGGAAGAGGCGACCCAACUCCAAAGACCUGGCCAGUGUUUUGAAGACCGACGAUCCUCUGUUCCUGGACUUCCUUCAACACUGCCUCACGUGGGAUCCAACCAAGCGUAUGACACCAGACGAAGCGAUGCAACAUGAGUGGAUCCAGGAGGCUUGUCUCAACAAGCCCCGGCCCAAAACACAACCCAUGAUUUGGAAGCCAAGGGAAAGCACAGAAAAUAACUAUGAGGCUACUUACUGCAAAGUAGUUACUAACAGGACAGCUGAGAAGAUUGGGUCCGAUAGCAACGACAAGGUGAAAAGAUACCUCUCCGCCAAGGCAGGGGGCAAGAUGGUGACCACCGAGCGACUGCAUCCCAUUGGAGCAUCUGCAGAGGUGGAGUUGUGUGAGGGCGUGGCCAAGGUCAACAGGGACACCAAUCAGGAGGCGAGUGGGGAGAGGUCCGUGCAUAUCAUCAUCAAGCCUAAACUAGACGUGGGCACUGACAGAGAUUAGGAGUUGUCCCAGUGUCUGCCCCCUAUCAUGUAGCAGCACAAGGGAGGGGGCAGGAGGGCACCAUUAGGCAUUAUGAACUUAAACAUCAUUAACCAGACACAGAAGAUAAUGCAUACUGUUGUCAUGUACAGGGGACCUCCUGUUUUGUGAUAUUCCUGUGGCUAUGAGAUUCAUUCUAUACAAUCUAUAGAGUUACUUUAGCUGUUCUGAGUAUCCCACUGAAUGCACUGUCUACGUGUCAUGGAGAAGAGCAAAUAUUCAUAGUUUGGCAAGCUACCAAUCCUGAUUCAAACAUUCGUUAUUGUUGAUGGUUUGUUUACUGUUUAAAGGAGGCAGAGAGACAGUGACAGGAUCAGUUAAAGUUACAAUUCAGGAAUACCGUGGUACGACAGCAUUAUGCUUUUGUUAUGUGCAUCUUUUGUGGCCCAGAUCACAAUACUCAACCCCAGCUAGUGUACAUUGACUUCUUUGAAAAGGAAAAGAUGCAAUGCUCGCUCACCAUUAAAAAUGUAUUGUUUUAUUUAAACAAGUUAAAAAGAUUAACGUUUCAGCCUUCAAUGGCCUUCAUCUUCUUUCCAUUCAUUGACUUCUUAAAGUAUAUUAUUUAUUUAUUUUACUGCUGUACUUUGUGUAGAAAUUCCAAAACAAAGCAGCUACGUUGUGCAAUAUUUUGCAUGGCUUCAAAAAAAAGUUCUUCCUUCUAAAAUGGUUAUUCGUUUCUGAAGGAGCGUGUGCAAUAUUAGCUGAGCCAAAGAAAGUAUUUCUGUCACUGCUGAUCUUUCAGCUCAGCUGUGCCCUGUAAGAAACAUGUUCUAUUCAAACCUUUAUGUCCUGCAUCUUUACUAGAUUGAAUAAUGCUAUUGGAAUGAUAUUACAUAGUUAUAAUGGUCAUUAUGGUGAUGAUUAUUCAGACAUAGAAAUUAUGUUUGUAAUGGCUUGUUUUCCCUGUACAUAUGUACCUGCUGUGAUUUUUGAUGUAUGUAAUACAGAACAUUAUGUAUGUUACAGGUUAUUGUAAAGUUUAGACAAGGUUUUACUUGUUCAGGUUUUACUUGUAUUAUCUAUGUAUGAAAGAAUAAUUUUAUACUCGAUUAUGUUUGUGUUUGUAAUUUUUUUUUAAACGAUUAGACACUGAGAGACAAUCAUUUUAUUAAUAGUUUGUGCUUUGCAGUGUUAUAAUCCUUGCACUUUACCUAUGUAUUUACCUGGGAUAAAAGACAGAUUCUCCACAUAAAAAAGUUACCCAAAAAGUAAUCAAGUGAGAGUUGUGUAAUCAAUUAUAUAUUGUAGCUUGCCAGGAAACAUUCAGUGAGGGAAUUGCAUAAUUUUGUGUUAUCCCAUGGCAGUUUCUAGAAGUCAACAUAAUGACAAAGAAAAUAGAGCAUAUAGACCAGAACAUCCUGGUAUUGGUGACAUAAGCUCUUUGUAGCUGUAAUGAUGAGGUACAGUGUUUUGUGAAAUGUAUGCUGUCAUUUUCCUUGCAUCUGAUAAAUGACCUGGCUACACAAGUUUACAGGGAGAGUCACCAUAAUCUGUAUGUAUCUUAAUGGGGGAGACAACUAAAUGAAUUGACUGUAACCAGGUUUCUAUCCAAAUUUAUGUGGGUAAAGUACAUGUCGGAUAAAUGACAGGCCUGAUGGAAACAACAUCUGUUGGUAUACAUUACAAAAGUCGACAAAACAAAAUACGCUGGGCAAUGUGAGUCUUUUUAUGUCGGUAAAAUGUAAUAUGCGAGAAAUGUCCGUGGAAACGCUUUUAUGCGCAAAUAUUAACGUAAUAACACUUGGAGUCACGCGAUGACAUUUUGUGUGGUCCGAAAGCAUGCAGUUUACUAGACGACAGAUUGAAUAAAUGAUGGUGAACUUCACAGGGUGGUGAAAGUGCAAGGUGAUGACAGAGUCGGUUUAGUCGGUAACAGAGUCGGUAACAUGAAAGAGGAUGGCAUUGGCAUGUCUGUACAGGUAGUCAACCUGAUUUUUUCUACAAGCAAGCACUCACGCACACACGCACACAACACACACAGAUAAAUCAGUACCAUGGACAGCCACAUCAUAUUUAGCUUAAAUUGAUUGGACUAAAUUGUUUUUGGUAUAUUUUAGUUGUCACUGUAUUAGACUAAGCAUAGGUGAUUAGAUGGUGUUGAAAUGUUGAAGUUGUAAUGGUGCUGGAAUAGUAGAGGCAGCGCCUGUUUUCUUUGCGACUUCGAUAACUCUGCGUUGUUUUAAAUCAAUAGUUGUUAAGUAGACCGAACAUUUCGGAAACAUUACCUUACUUGAAUAUGCUGUAGGUAAUUGUUUGUUACAUGCAAUAUGUUUUGUGGACUUCACCGGACAGAAGUUGCUCUCCGGUUUUGUGAUGAAACAAAGAUGUAGUUGAAUUUA